GCUCUCCAUGAGUGAGAGUAUUUAUGUGGAUUUUUGUGUGGUGUGUUGUUGAUAUUGCAGUACAUAUUGGAGACGAAUGCAUAUCCGAGAGAGCACGAGCAGCUGAAAGAACUCAGGGAGGCCACGGUCCAGAAGUACCAAAUCCGGAGUAUAAUGAACGUGCCGGUUGAUGAGGGGCAGCUGAUCUCCAUGAUGUUGAAGCUCAUGAAUGCGAAGAAGACAAUCGAGAUCGGAGUCUUCACCGGCUACUCUCUUCUGACCACCGCACUUGCACCUCCGGCCGACGGCAAGAUAAUAGCGAUAGAUCGGGAUAAGGAGGCCUAUGAAAUUGGCCUGCCAUAUAUCUGAAAAGCCGGAGUCGAUCAUAAGAUCAACUUCAUCCAGUCGGAUGCUUUCUUGGUUCUAAAUGACCUCAUUGCAAAUAGCCAAGAACAGGGGACCUUUGAUUUUGCUUUUGUGGAUGCGAAGAAGGACGACUACAUGAAAUACCACGAGCUGAUGCUCAAGCUGGUGAAGGUCGGAGGAAUGAUCGGGUACGACGACACCCUGUGGUUUGGUGCGGUCGCACUCUCCGAAGCCGAUGACAUGGGCGACCACCUGAAGCUCUGGAGAGACCAACUCAGGGAGUUCAACAGCUUCCUGGCGAAGGAUCCACGCGUCGAGUGCUGUCUUCUUUCUGUCGGAGGUGGCCUCACGCUUUGUAGGCGCCUCUAUUAGAAACCUCCUUACGGUCCAGAAGCAGGAGGUUACAAGGACCUUGGUGAGUCAUUGGACUCCUUACUUGUUGACGCAAGGUCCAUAUGAUGUUUCACGAAUUUCGUACAUGAUUUGUUCCCGAGAGUUCCUCGGGAAGUAGCAAAAGUUCGACGGUAUUUGUAAUCGACCGACUUAUAAUCAUGCGAGAAUAAGUUUCGAGAACGUCAAAAACUUGUCAAAAACUUUUUUCCAUGUAUCAU
Messenger RNA from Eucalyptus grandis, 956 nucleotides. RefSeq names its product flavonoid 3',5'-methyltransferase. The record is from RefSeq and is a predicted model, not a curated record. Gene Ontology annotation, molecular function: S-adenosylmethionine-dependent methyltransferase activity; O-methyltransferase activity. Lineage: Eukaryota; Viridiplantae; Streptophyta; Magnoliopsida; Myrtales; Myrtaceae. The transcript is spliced from 4 exons.